ACCGUCGGGCCAAGAAACCGGAAGUUGUGUGUCUCGCUAUCGGAGGUCAAGUCAAGCUGGUCCUCCACAUUCAGGAUAAACGUUGGCCGGUGCUUCUCCGUGAGCACUGCUGCACGUCAGACUCCCGCCAUGGUGAAAAAAAGGCCCCUUCGUCUCAUCGCAGACAUGGCUCGGAAGGUCCGGGCGUACCGGGAGCUGAAGUCCCGGCCGCGGGACUCUCAGAAGUACGCCCUGGACUACGAGACGAUGAAGCGGCCUCUCACGGGGAAGAUGCUGCCUGUGCUGGCCUGGCCGGACGUCCGCAAGGAGAGCCGCCUCUUCGCCCUGCUGGCAGGCAUGAGGAUGUUCGGCAUGGGCCGCCUCUUCACCCGCAAGUCCUGGCUGGAGGACCACCCAGAGCCCAGCUACUGGCGGAUCACCAAGGUCAAGGUGGACUACACUGCUGAGAAUAUGGAUCACGGCAAAGUAUGGGGCAUCCUCACCCUCAAGGGAAAAUCUGAGGGCGAGGUCAAGGAGCUGGACAAGGUAAUGUACCACGACUGGCGCCUGGUCCCCAAACACAUGGAGCAGCAGAUGAAGGACUUUGAGCCGCUCCCCGAGCCGCCGGUGCGCUACGUGCUCUACCCUCCCCUGGUCCGCGCCAUGCUGCUGGCCCAGCACAAGAAGGUCUUCGGCAGCCCGGUGGCCGAGGAGCCGGUCUUGCCUUUAAAGAGGGAUGUCCUGCUCAACAAAGACUAUUUCCGCAAGAGGGAGCAAGAGAAUGAGAGCACGGAGGGGACACCGGUGUGAUACUUGUGGUUCUGAAGAUGACAAUCUUGGAUGUUUUGAACCAAAUCAGUGUUGAUGGAAGUUGGAUUUCUUCUGUCCAAGCACACUGGAAUCCGUCACCUCCAGAUCCCGAUAAAUCCUGGACUCGAAUGAUUUCUCUGCUAUUUUUAUCUGACACUGGCCUCUCGGAGUGUGAUGUGUAUCUGUGCAAUGUGGUAAAUAUUAAAUGUAAGAUAAAAUA
Messenger RNA from Pseudoliparis swirei, 1009 nucleotides. It is a transcript of the gene mrps34, whose product is annotated as mitochondrial ribosomal protein S34. The transcript has 4 exons. Gene Ontology annotation, molecular function: structural constituent of ribosome. Lineage: Eukaryota; Metazoa; Chordata; Actinopteri; Perciformes; Liparidae. Gene Ontology annotation, cellular component: mitochondrion; mitochondrial small ribosomal subunit. The record is from RefSeq and is a predicted model, not a curated record. Gene Ontology annotation, biological process: mitochondrial translation. Bases 130 to 789 code for a protein of 219 amino acids.